AUGGGACAGACAUCAUCACUGCCAAACAGAAGACAUGAAGUUGUUUUACAGGGCACUGAAGGACCGGGGGCAUUGCAGAGUAGCCAUCAUUACAAUAUGGGUGCAGAGGUGUCAACAUCAGGGGAAAAUAGCAAUCACAGGGAAAGAAGUGAUGGAGAAGGAACGGGGACGAGUGUAUCAAGGGUAGGAAGGUUUCGGCGGCAUUUGACGGCGUUUUCUCGGCUGAGUGGUCUUUCACCGAACAGACAUCAUACAACAUCGGUUUCAAGGGUCCCGUAUUCAAUGGGUACAAGAAGGAGAUCGAUGUUUGGGACAUCAGUUUUACGGAGGAACACGGUUUUUGAGUUACCACAAACGCAUUUUUCAGUAUCACCAAAUCAACUCACGACAACAGAGCAUUUAGAUUUGCAUGCAUUAAAUAGAAAUGGAUAUACUUUUUCAGUUAGGGAUUUUCCUUUGAUUGAUGUGCCUGGAGGGGAGAAUUUUAUUCCAGAGAGGCCAAUAAUGGAUUUGCCGGCGAAUACUGAACGCCCGCUUUUUAGAGGGAUUAUUCGGCGAUCACAGCGUAACAACACGCUAUCUAGAAAUACAAGAAGGGCGCUUGAGAUAUCGGGGCGUAUAAGGACAAAUAAUGAUGCUAUUAUACAGCAUUCGUUUAACGGAGGAGGACUUAACGCGAUUUCUCUUCGUCCAGGAGAGGAUCAGGCUGCUAUGCUUUCUCGUUUGUUAUCAGUGGCUGCGGCGGCUACAGCAGCAUCUCUCGUUGGAAACAAUGAACAAGCUAUUGCAGAGGCGCACGAUAUUGCUUUAUCACAGAAUCCUACAGAUGAUAGAGAUUCACAUAUCGUUGAUGGAAGUUUUGAAAGUUUUUUAAGAGCAUUACAAAAUGGACGACUUGCAGCGGCAUUGAGGAAUGGUGGAAGUGAAAAUGGAGGUGGUAUACCGAAUGAAGAGAAUGCAUCCGUUCAGCCUCUUAAUUUUUUCCGUAUGUUUCGUUUUGGGAAUUCACAAGGAAACACUCAACAAGGGGAAGACGAUUUGCAAAAUCCAAGACUUGUGCCUAUAAUUAUUGUUGGGAUUAGGUCAGUGCCUCCGCGGGAUAUUGCAGACCCUAAUACGCAACAUACAUCUCCCUUUUUUGACACUCUUGCAAAUCUAUCAGUUAAUAUGCCUCUUAAUUAUGAAACAUCCUAUCAUAGAAAUAAUGAGAGUCGAGAACAAAGUGAUCAAAGUUUUUUCCCACCAGGGCCAUCUACUCAUUCAAUUCCAGUCUCAGAAAGACUUGGCUAUAGUUCUGCAAAUUUUAUGAAUGAAAAUAUACCUGGCAGUGAAGUGCCAAGUGGUCAUUUAAAUAUAAUGCGGCCUCUUUCGGUUCCUUCGGUUUCAUCGGUUCCUGUUUCCGCUUCUCAAAAUUCAAGAUCAACUGCUCAAACUACACAACAAUUUAACAUAAAUACGCAAACACCAUCACACCCAAGAACACCUAAUGUACAACGUCGCAGUCCUUCUUACCUUGAAAAUUUAUUUACUCAAAGAUCUCAAAGUGCUAAUGAACACGUUCCCGAAAAUAGGAAUUCAGUUGAUAAUAAUGUUUCUGAUCUUAAUAAUAAUGCCACAGGAAGAACUACCAAUCAUAAUGCCGAUAGAACUAGUAAUAGCGGGUCUAGUAGAACUGGAAGCAGUGAUGCUAAUAUAUCAGGAAAUAACAACACUGAUAAUCGACAUAACUCAACUAGGUCUUGGAUUAUAUAUGUUCUUGGUGGCUCUUAUCCAGAAGAUCACCCAAUUCUUACUACUCCUAGUUUAUUUACUGAUUCACCUACAUAUGAAGACAUGCUAUUAUUAUCAUCCCUAAUUGGGCCAGCUAAGUCUCCCGUUGCUACAAAGGACGAAAUAGAGUCAGCAGGUGGUUUACAUGUGUUAUCGGUUAACUCAUCGGCUGCCGAUAUUUAUCUUGAUGAGAGAUGUGUUAUAUGUUUGAAUAAUUACCAAAUUGGAGAAGAAUGCCGUGAACUUAAUAAAUGCAAACAUUUUUUUCACAAAGCUUGUAUUGAUGAAUGGUUAAUGACUGGUCGUAAUACAUGUCCCACAUGCAGGGCAGAGGGCGUGAAUUCACGAAAAAACGAGUCGUCUACAUCCAACAUUUCAACUGAAGGAACGAACACAAACAUAUCUAUGACUGAUAUUUGA
Pneumocystis jirovecii RU7 is the source of this 2190-nucleotide messenger RNA. RefSeq lists its product as uncharacterized. The transcript is spliced from 3 exons. The record is from RefSeq and is a predicted model, not a curated record. Gene Ontology annotation, molecular function: ubiquitin protein ligase activity. Bases 1 to 2190 code for a protein of 729 amino acids. Gene Ontology annotation, biological process: protein ubiquitination. NCBI's taxonomy places the organism in Eukaryota, Fungi, Ascomycota, Pneumocystomycetes, Pneumocystales, Pneumocystaceae.